Camellia sinensis is the source of this 600-nucleotide messenger RNA. Lineage: Eukaryota; Viridiplantae; Streptophyta; Magnoliopsida; Ericales; Theaceae. The record is from RefSeq and is a predicted model, not a curated record.
AUGGUUGUUUUCCAAGACAAGUAUCUACCUCCCACUGCUAGAGAGAGAUUGAGGCAAGAGUUUCAAGACCUCAAGCAACUUAACCUAUCUGUGGCCGAGUUUGAGGCAGCCUUAACUAGUUUGUCCCAGUUUACGCCGGAGUUGGUGGCAACGCAAGAGCACCAUUGGAUAGAAUAUGAGAAGAGGUUGAGAACUAAAAUUUUGUUCAAAGUUGCCAGAAAUAUGAUUCAAAACUACGACUGUCUUGUGGAGGCGGUGGCACAUAUAGAGAUUACUAUGCAGGCCGAGCAGGAGAGACUUCAGGGUUCGAGGUCUAGGGGCCAGGAGCCACAGGGAGAUUUUAGACCCAGUAAGAAGAACAGGGGCACCUUUUCGUCCCAGUCCCAACCACAGCAGUCUAGAUCUACUUUUCCCUUGCCUAGUGCGGGCCCGGGGAAGAAUGCAUCGGGUAAUUUCUCGUGUUUCAAGUGUGGCCAACCGGGUCACAAGGCCUUUUCAUGUCCACAAAACGAAGGAGGGCAGCAGAUGUUACCACCACCACCACCUAACCGAUCUCAGAGUCAAUUUCAGAAUAGAGGCCAAGGACUUACUUAUUUUUAG